Chara braunii is the source of this 3576-nucleotide messenger RNA. The record is from the annotation of a GenBank genome assembly. Lineage: Eukaryota; Viridiplantae; Streptophyta; Charophyceae; Charales; Characeae.
AGCCAGUUGGCGCCACUUGCAGUCGUUUCUUUUCUUCCUUUUUUUUGUUUGUUUUUUUGGUUUCGGCGUCCCGGCUCAUUACACAAGUGAGCGAAAUGAAUUUGGCGACUUUUUCGGCCAGAGCGGUGGCCGUUUGCAUGCCAACCUCAAUUCUCCCGCCGAGGACAGGAACAGGCGGGGAGAGGAGGCUUACUGCUGCUGAGAGCAGCAGCACCAUUCCCACAUCGAACCCCGGGAGGUGCUGUCACCAUCUCCAUCGCCAUAGACAUAGCCAUCGCCAUAACCAUAGCCAUCGCUACGGCGCUGACUGGAAGCACCGCUCUUCGCCUAUCUUCUUGGUGGCUUCUACGAGCAACAAGAAGAGAGGAAUUGCCGCCAUAACUGAUACUCCGAGGGCGGGAUCUUCGAGAGGGGCAUUACCCUGUGGGAUUUCUGCCCUUGGAUCGCGAUCCCGAUGUGGCCAAGCAUCUCGCAAGAUUGACUGUGAUGCGCUGCUGCUCCAGGUACGUCAGGUGGAUGAGACCCGGCGAGGAGGGUGCUGGAUGCAAUUGCCGAAAGCGCCGAGUUCCGUUGGGCUCAAUGUCCCAUUUGACAAAGACCCAAAUGGGAGAGGGUGGAGGAGGAGGUGGUUAAGUGUUCUCCAGGCAGCUGCCGCUCGCGAUGACGAAAGGGGGGCGAUUUUAGGAAGAUCAGAGGGUGCCACGUCAUUGCGCUCAUCUUCCGGCAUCGAGGACCGCUCAUUCGUGCAAGGGGAGAGUUUGCAGGUGGAAGAAAACCCGCAGGGUCUAGACAAGCCGCCCGCGCCAAAGCGCCAGUUACACUUGGAUGUGGAAAGCAUCGACUUUGUCGAUGUCAGUACAACCAUAUUAUUUUUGGGGCCCAUUGUCUGCAGGGAUGCCACCUGUAUCCGGAUUGUGAACAUCCUCUACAUCCAGAUGCAGUAUGUCCCGUCUGUGCCUGCGGGUGCUAUAGCGAAUGUGCACUUAACUGUGAUGGUGAACGCCCCACAAUCGUCAUGGCCUGCAAUCGACAUGCCCUCUGCUGUGCAUGCUUCAGAGAUGAAAGUCGAUGCGGAUCAUCAUGUGAGAGGUGCAACAGAUGGGAAUAUCAAGCUAGAAGAAUUUCCCUCGUCAAUUCUCCGACUCGCUGUGCUUGAUGGCAACGAAUGCACAAACCAAUGGGUGUGUGAAGAGACUGCUGCCAAGGCAUUGUAUAGCGAUGAAGAGGAGGACUGGAGCCUGCAUGAGAGUAAAGGUGGUGUGUGCAAUGCGGAACUCGGUGGGUCUCCAGAGGCUGCCUGUGUCUUAAACAGUGUCAGGAGGAGGGAGGUGCAGGGGAAUGCUGGAGCCGCCAAGGAAGCAGUUUUAUCUGGCAGCAGAAAUGAUUGUGGCCGAUACAACGACAAAAUAGAUUGUGCCACUACUUCCGCUGUAGAGGAUCAAGUUGAUCACGGGGAGGAUGCAGUGAAGGAGAAGCCGGGCUUAGAGCGGCAAACACUGAUCCUUGAAAUGAUAAUGAACAACCCAGGGACGAGGGGGAGAAGACUGCGUAGGAGGAACACUUGUUGUGAUUCUGACUGUGUAAGAGAUUUUGACCUCCCGUGUAACGACACUAUCCAAUGCACAAAGCCAGGGAGUGAAAAACUAUUUGACACCGAUCAUCAGGAGCUCGAUGCCACUCUUAUCUUCUCGAAGAGUUGCCCUGAGGCGAGCCCUGAAGCCAACCCACGAGAAGCGGGCCAGUGUGUUACCCCUAUAUCGUGGACCUCCUUGGAUAAAGCUUCUCUUGGGCCUGUGAGGCGACGCCAUGGUCUGAGCCGGGAUGUGUUGCGCUCAACUAACUGGGGCUUGUGGGAAACCCUGGCUCUCGUUCGUGCAAAGCAGGAGGAGGCAAAUGAGCGUGCCAACCAGCAUGGAGGGCUGGUGCGGCCAGCGCGGGAGAGAUGGGCACUCAUCGUGAUGAAGUUGAAAUCCUGGGGCAUUCACAGGGAUGUGUCAAAUUGCGCUCGUCGAUGGGAGAAUUUAUCCCGCUGCUUCAGAAAAAUUUAUCGCCAUGAAGUGUACCGACUGAACUGUUCCUCAGAGAGACCUUCGUUCUGGAGGAUGUCAUUUAGCGAGAGGAAGGAGUUGAACAUGCCCUUCCAAAUGGAACCAAGGGUGUACAAGGCGAUGGAGGAGUUUUUCACAUCCGUCGACGAAUGUGGUCUAAAGGCAGAAACGACUCUUGCCCUCUGUGCUGGCGAGGGCUCUCCUGGUGACACCACGGACGAUUUUGUGAAAGGUGAAACGGAGGAUUGUGGGCGUAUCAAGGUAGAGGUAGCCCCCAUGGACCUUAUCCCUUCCGUUCCCGCAGCUGUGGAAGGUCAGGGAUGUUGUAGUUCCAGUCCGAAUGCUGGUGAUGAGGGGGAUGGGCCCAACAGUGGGACCCGUCCUGCAGUUGAUGCGGGCAGCAAUUGCCCAUCGUCAAUCGCAACCGCAAUCAGCGAUCUCACGAAAGCGGUGCUGGGCGGAGGAGAGGCAUUCACAAGUGCCUAUGCCAUGGCGGCACAAAGGGAAACUGAUCUCGUCGCUGAUUCUCAGGACGUGGUGCUUGAGCAAAUGCAGGUUGUUCGUGAGGCUGACUCUUUGGUAGAUGCUGGGCACCAGAUGCUGCUGUCUACGCUUCGUGGGAUCAACACCACACUGGAUUCCAUUCUCUCGAACAUGGCGAGGACGGAUCCACAAGGCGCCUUGUGUAAUGUCACUCGAAGUGUUAGAGCUUGUGACAAACUGCAGACUAUCCAUUCCUGUCAAUGGAGUGCUAGAGCACUCAAGAGUGUUAUGGAUGAACUGAUCGUUGUCCCUGUCCAUGGGGUUACUGAGACCCAGUUGGUCAACUUGUUUUAUCGUGCCAUGCCUAAACCUUUGCGCGGGUACUUCUUUGAGAAGAGUAAGGAGUCUACCAUAACCUACGAUACUCCAAGUAGGGAAGUGGUAGCGGUUGAAGCGCAGUCCAUGCCAGUUUCCACCUUCUGGCAUAAGGACCUUGAUAAGGGCAAGAAGUGGAAAGGUCAUACCAUCUCGGGUCAGGACAAUAAUGACCACCAGGACAGUGACUUGCUGUAUUUUGCAAAAUUUGCGGGUAUUUGCUUUGUGGCGGCAGCUACAAUCAAAUAUGGAAGUGUGGCUCUUCCUUCACUUGCAAAACCCAAUCUUCUUUCAGCGCUGAUCAUGGUAAUGGUCCCCAUGGGCGUGAGUGCAAUCGCACUGGUGUCAGCCAGCGCAGAAGAGAAAGGAGAUCGUCAAAUGUGACUGCGACUGAUCGGAGUAGCUGGAUUGGCGAUCGGAAAUUCCUUUCUUCCGUCAAACAUUGCUUAACCCCCACUUUGUGUGUUUCUUAAACUUUCUUUUGUCAUGCCUGUUCUCCACUUUCCGGAGGUGCUUCCCUCCUCCUCUUCCCACCCUCCCUCACUCCUUGUUCGCUGUCCGUCUCCAUGCAGCACUGAUGGUAGCUAUAUACCGUCGGCAUGCUCUGAGACCCCACUUUCAACUCCAGUGAAUGUAGCCUCGCUUCAGAUCCCCAUGCAACUUGGCAAUA